Molecule: messenger RNA, 2174 nt
Organism: Sarcophilus harrisii (Tasmanian devil)
Lineage: Eukaryota; Metazoa; Chordata; Mammalia; Dasyuromorphia; Dasyuridae
Gene: DARS1
Product: aspartyl-tRNA synthetase 1
Exons: 16
Coding region: 86-1585 (499 amino acids)
Biological process (GO): aspartyl-tRNA aminoacylation
Cellular component (GO): cytoplasm; aminoacyl-tRNA synthetase multienzyme complex; cytosol
Molecular function (GO): aspartate-tRNA ligase activity; RNA binding; ATP binding
Source: RefSeq, a predicted model, not a curated record
CAAGGGGAGGGGAAAAUCCUUAGUCCAGCAAUUACGGAAGCCGGUGAGGAAGUGUGGCCGCUUUGCCACAGUCCAGUCGUUCCCGAUGCCCAGCGCCAGUCGCCAGAAUCAGGAGAAGCCGCGGGAGAUCAUGGAAGCGGCGGAAGAUUAUGCUAAAGAAAGAUAUGGAAUAUCUUCAAUGAUACAGUCACAAGAGAAACCAGAUCGAAUUUUGGUUCGAGUUAAAGAUCUGACAGUACAAAAAGCUGAUGAAGUAGUUUGGGUUCGUGCCAGAAUUCAUACCAGCAGAGCUAAAGGAAAGCAGUGUUUCUUAGUACUACGUCAGCAGCAGUUUAAUGUCCAAGCUCUGGUGGCUGUGGGAGACCAUGCAAGCAAGCAGAUGGUAAAAUUUGCUGCCAACAUCAACAAAGAGAGCAUCGUGGAUGUAGAAGGUGUUGUGAGGAAAGUGAAUCAGAAAAUUGGAAGCUGUACACAGCAAGAUGUUGAGCUUCACGUUCAAAGGAUCUAUGUGAUUAGUUUGGCUGAACCCCGCCUGCCCUUACAGCUGGAGGAUGCAGUUCGACCUGAAGUAGAGGGUGAAGAGGAAGGAAGAGCUACUGUUAAUCAGGAUACAAGACUAGAUAACCGAGUCAUCGAUCUUAGGACAUCAACUAGUCAGGCAAUCUUCCGUCUCCAGUCUGGUAUCUGCUACCUUUUCCGUGAAACUCUAAUUCACAAAGGGUUUGUAGAAAUCCAAACCCCCAAAAUCAUAUCAGCUGCCAGUGAAGGAGGAGCCAAUGUAUUUACUGUGUCAUAUUUUAAAAGCAAUGCAUACCUGGCACAGUCUCCACAGCUAUAUAAACAGAUGUGCAUUUGUGCCGAUUUUGAAAAGGUCUUCUGUAUUGGACCAGUAUUCAGAGCUGAGGACUCUAAUACACAUAGGCAUCUGACAGAGUUUGUUGGUUUGGACAUUGAAAUGGCUUUUAAUUACCAUUACCAUGAAGUAGUAGAUGAAAUUGCUGACACAUUGGUACAGAUAUUUAAAGGACUUCAAGAAAGGUUUCAAACUGAGAUUCAGACAGUAAAUAAACAGUUUCCAUGUGAGCCUUUCAAGUUUUUGGAGCCAACCUUGAGACUAGAAUAUCGUGAGGCUUUGGCUCUACUCAGGGAAGCUGGAGUGGAAAUGGGAGAUGAAGAAGAUUUGAGUACACCAAAUGAGAAACUCUUGGGUCGUCUUGUAAAAGAAAAGUAUGAUACUGAUUUUUAUAUUCUUGACAAAUAUCCUUUGGCUGUAAGACCAUUCUAUACAAUGCCUGACCCAAGAAAUCCUAAACAAUCCAACUCUUAUGACAUGUUUAUGAGAGGGGAAGAAAUCUUGUCUGGAGCACAGAGAAUUCAUGAUCCUCAGCUGCUAACAGAAAGGGCGUUACAUCAUGGAAUUGACCUGGAGAAAAUAAAGGCUUAUAUCGAUUCCUUCCGUUUUGGAGCUCCUCCUCAUGCUGGUGGUGGCAUUGGAUUGGAGCGAGUUACUAUGCUGUACCUGGGAUUACACAAUGUUCGUCAGACAUCCAUGUUCCCCCGUGAUCCCAAAAGAUUAACACCUUAGGGAAAGUUGCUUUUUUAUUCUGUCCAGUAACCUGCUAUUGAUCAGGCUGUUUAAAUGCUCAAAAUAUGCAAUAGAAUUAAUGUCUUACCUUCUAAAGUGCCACAGGUUUUUUUGGCUCAUUAACUGCAAUUUAGAGAUGAUUUUAACUGUCUUGGACAUUCUCUGAUAGGAAGGGCUUAAAUAUUUUGUAUGAGGAUUUCAUAUUUAUGUUAAUUCAUAUUCCGUUAUGUCAAAUUUUAACAAAUUUCUAGGCAGAUAACAUUUUAAAAUUUUAUGGUUGUGCAGUAAAUUUUUUUUUCUAUCUUAUCUUACAAGGGCCAUAAAAUUGUAUGUCUUAAAAUUCAGUAUUUCAGCCAAUUUUUAACAAUGUGUCAAAGACAGCCUAGAAAAACAUUGUGGAACAUUAGCAUCUUUCUAACUGGAAUAUCAUGGAGAAAAGUAGGAAAUAGUAGCAUUUUAACUAAAAAAUUAUGCUCAUGUAUCAUGUAAAGCAGGUGGAAAUGCAGGUUGCAAAUCAAAGUUUUAAUGAAAUAUUGUACUGAGUUGCUAAAAUUCUAAAACUUGAGUUGCAAUAAAAUUCUAAAACUGG